Messenger RNA from Hibiscus syriacus, 1531 nucleotides. RefSeq names its product glycosyltransferase BC10-like. NCBI's taxonomy places the organism in Eukaryota, Viridiplantae, Streptophyta, Magnoliopsida, Malvales, Malvaceae. Gene Ontology annotation, molecular function: glycosyltransferase activity. The transcript has 10 exons. The record is from RefSeq and is a predicted model, not a curated record. The coding region runs from base 102 to 1277 and encodes 391 amino acids. Gene Ontology annotation, cellular component: membrane.
AGAAUCUGUUGUUUGUUGAAUAUUAAUUCAUUACCUUGAGGAGGAGAUUGGAAACAAAGGAGAAAAAACACAUGAAUAUAGCUGUUCUGUUUGUACUAUAGAUGAAGGAAGCUAAGGGGUGGCGACUAGGCGGCAUGGGUGAUAACAAGAUCUUGCCCGGUUCUCGCCAUCGCACUCCGUUGAAGAGGCCGAUAUGGAUUAUUCUAACGGUGUCUAUCAUCAGCAUUCUUCUACUCUGUGCUUAUCUUUAUCCGCCUAAUGGCAGCGGCCAUGUUGCAUGUUAUGUAUUUUCUUCUAGAGGUUGCAAAGCCCUUGGUGUUUGGCUUCCUCCGGCUCCUAAAAGGGAAUUUACUGAUGAGGAGAUUAUAUCAAGGGUUGUGGUUAGGGAUAUCUUGAAUACACCUCCUGUCCAAUCUAAAAAUCAGAAAAUUGCAUUCAUGUUCUUAACUCCUGGAUCACUGCCAUUCGAGAAACUUUGGGAUAUGUUCUUCCGUGGACAUGAGGGAAGAUUUUCUGUUUAUGUCCAUGCAUCAAAAGAAAAACCAGUGCACAUGAGCCGUUACUUCUUUAACCGGGAAAUUCGCAGUUCUCCGGUUCAAUGGGGAGCAUUUAACAUGGUUGAUGCAGAGAGAAGGUUAUUGGCAUAUGCUCUGAAAGAUCCUGAUAACAAACAUUUUGUUUUACUCUCUGACAGCUGUGUUCCAUUGCAUAAUUUUGAUUAUGUCUACAAUUAUCUGAUGCAUGCUAAUAUGAGUUUCAUAGACAGCUAUGUGGAUCCCGGGCCACAUGGAAAUGGCAGGUAUUCGGCACGCAUGUUACCAGAGGUAGAAGAGAAAGACUUCAGAAAGGGUUCACAGUGGUUCACAAUGAAGCGGCAGCAUGCUCUGAUAGUUAUGGCCGACAGUCUUUACUACUCGAGGUUUCGGGAUUACUGCAGGCCAGGUUUGGAUGGUAAGAAUUGCAUCGCCGACGAGCAUUACUUCCCGACCUUUUUCAAUUUGAUUGAUCCUGGUGGUAUUGCAAACUGGUCGGUAACACACGUCGACUGGUCCGAGAGAAAAUGGCACCCGAAAUCGUAUAGGGGUCAGGAUGUUACCUACGAGCUUCUAAGGAAUAUUAUGUCGCUCGACCAGAAGACCCAUAUAACAAGUAACGAUAAGGGUAAUGAGCUGCUACAACCUUGCCUAUGGACCGGCAUUACACGACCAUGUUUCCUGUUUGCAAGAAAAUUCUACCCAGAAACCCUAGAUAAACUGGUGACACUCCUCAAUUUUUGAAUGAAUCCUUCUGUUAGAUUGGUGAUAUUUUCUCGAUCCUUUCGUUCCCAUCUCGGUUUUUCAUAUAGAUUUAUACAUUUGUAAAUUGGCCAUGUUCGGCAAUCACGAUUCUUGCGUGCAAGGGUAACCGGAAAAAGCGGCAGGGAUGACAAUCGAACAUGGUCAGAGGUUAAGAGUUGUUAGGGUUGUGUCCCUCGAGACGACGAGUAAUUUCUCGUCUAUCCCCCCCACCCAUUUGUACCAUUGAUACAUAA